This is a messenger RNA of Amphibalanus amphitrite, 821 nucleotides long. RefSeq lists its product as uncharacterized. The record is from RefSeq and is a predicted model, not a curated record. Bases 158 to 472 code for a protein of 104 amino acids. The transcript is spliced from 2 exons. NCBI's taxonomy places the organism in Eukaryota, Metazoa, Arthropoda, Thecostraca, Balanomorpha, Balanidae.
GGUGGUGAGGUGGAGAGACUGCGGUCAAGAAGGGCACGCGUCUGUUUGGAUGCUGGGCGUGUUGAUGUGGACGGGUAUAAAACAGGUAAGACGAGGCUAGCUGACAUUCACUUCUCUUCUGUCCGUCGACGCUCCGACAACCCUCCAAGCCAGCAACAUGAAGAUGGUUGUGUUUUUCGCCUGCCUGGCCGCGGCCUCCGCCAGCACGCUGCUGCGCGCCCCCAGCCACGACUCUGCCACCAUCCAGAGCCACCGGUUCGGCGGCAACUUCGCCUACCGCUCCGACGAGGCGCAUGCGUACGCCGCCAUCAACCCGGUGGUGUCCAACGUGCGCCGAGCGGUGGGUGUCAGCUACUCGCAGGGCGCGCCGAUCGUCCGCUCCGUCAGUGUGGAGGGUCCCGCGCCGAUCGCCUACAGCGCCGCGGCGCCCAUCACCUACAGCGGCCUCGGCUACGCCGGCUACCACCUGUAGACGUCCUGUCGAGCGGGGCACCGAGCGACCGGCCUGGUCCCGCGGGGAAGCUGGCCGGCCGCUCGAGCGGCGUCGCCCCCCAGCGCGCCGCGCAAACAUGGCAUGUGCUGGUCUCUCCUCCGUCAGAAGGAUCUCUAAGGAAACUCGAGAUCACUCGCAUCAUCAAGCAAAUGUGUUUUCACGUGAUGUAUCCAUACCGAAAAGUUGUCCAUAUCUGCAAUUAUAAAUUGCAAUUUAGACUACUUAUUUGUCGCCUUUCACCUGUAUUUUCCGUUUCAUAUGCUGCUUUUCAGAUACGAGAAAGUGAACGUACUAUAUUUUAUCGUAAUAAAAUAGGUAUAAAUCCCUA